This is a messenger RNA of Zeugodacus cucurbitae (melon fly), 3206 nucleotides long. It is a transcript of the gene GCS1, whose product is annotated as mannosyl-oligosaccharide glucosidase. Gene Ontology annotation, biological process: protein N-linked glycosylation; oligosaccharide metabolic process. The record is from RefSeq and is a predicted model, not a curated record. Lineage: Eukaryota; Metazoa; Arthropoda; Insecta; Diptera; Tephritidae. The coding region runs from base 227 to 2899 and encodes 890 amino acids. The transcript has 3 exons. Gene Ontology annotation, molecular function: Glc3Man9GlcNAc2 oligosaccharide glucosidase activity. Gene Ontology annotation, cellular component: endoplasmic reticulum membrane.
AAUGUGAUGUUACCAACAGAUGUCGCAAAGCAAACAACGUUGCUCAACACUGUUUCCAGUGAAUAUAUUUUUUUUUCAUAAUUGUGUAUUUUUGACAUUUAACAGAGUUAAUAAAGUACAUAAAAUUAUGUUUCAAGGAGCAAUAGUGCGAUAGGAAGCCAGCGUUUAACUAGAGAUAAGUAAACGACACGUAAACAUACUCAUCGGCGGCUCAUCGAUUUGCAAAAUGGCUAGGCAACGACGCAAUGUUAGCACAGCCGGUGAGGGCACAAACUCACAAACGGGCAAUAAUACUACUACAAACAAUACCGCUAAUGGCAGUAAUCCACAAACACCUACUAACAGUAAUAGCCACAACAAAGGUAGCAAAAAUACAGCGAAGCACAAAAAGAACGAUUCCCACUCCACGCAUAGUAGUGGCGGUAAUAGCGGCUCAAGUUCUAGUACGAUUUCCUCGUCAACCUCGGGUGCAAAUAAAAAUAAAGGUGCACACAAAAAACGCAGCAGCUUCUCGUUGUGGCCCAAAUUAAUGUUGGAUAAAUGGAAGACCCUGAUUGGUUUUGUGUGUUUGGGUGUAGCGUCCUAUUUCGGCUACUUAGGUUACCUGGAAACUCGUGUAAAUACACCGUUUGAUAAUGAGAAAAUGGUGACACGCUCUGGGCUGGACGAUCCAGAACGUUAUUGGGGCUCCUAUCGCCCACUUACCUAUUUCGGUAUGAAAACACGCGAUCCACACUCCCUAGUAAUGGGUUUGAUGUGGUACACACCAUCCAAUUUGGGACAUGGUGGUCGCGGCAUACGUCAUUGGUGUGAAAUCGGUGACAAUCUAGAUAAAUACGGUUGGACGCAUCAUGACGGGCGUACAUUUGGUGUACAAGAAAUACAUGAUCUGCCAUUCGAGUUGAAAACUUCUUAUAUAAAGUACCCUGGUGGUAGAAAAUUAGGUGGCGAUUGGACAGCGCGUGUGUCGGUGCGUAAUAUAACUAAAACAUGGGAUCACUCGAUUUCGCUGAUUUGGUAUGUAGCGCUUGACGAGCGCACAAAUGGUCAUAUUAGGUAUAUUUCAAAUGAUAAUAGCCCCGAAGCAGGUGUGUAUGGCGAGACGCUUGGUUUGGGUGAAUUUAAGGUACGCUUUCAACCAAUUAAAGGCAGAAUUCUACACAAAUCUUAUUUAAGCACGGUGGCACCUUCGCUCAGCAAAUUGAAGGAGACUGUAUUCUCACACUUUCGCGUAUUUACUGAUAAGCGCGAAAAUCGCUUUGUGGGUUUACCAGGUGAAAUGAUCUCACAAAAUGGUGUAGUUGCUGCUGACCCCAAUUUCAUUGCCAUACAAAUCACCGCAGAGGUGGACUUCACCAUGGAUAUUAUAUAUCAAUCCACUUCCAGUUUUUCUAAUGAGAAUGUGUCAAAGCCGCCCACAGGCCGCGAGUUUACCAAUUCGUUGCAAGCGAAAUUGUCCGAAUUCGAUAAGCGUUUUGAGGACACAUUCCAUUUAGUUGCCAAAGGUUAUUCGGCUAAAGAGAUAAAAUUCGCCAAAUAUGCCGUUAGCAACUUGAUUGGUGGUAUUGGUUACUUUUAUGGCUCAAGUAAAGUGAAAUCUGUUUAUACGAAGAAACCAGUGCCAUACUGGAAGGCGCCACUUUACACCUCCGUGCCGUCACGUUCAUUCUUUCCACGUGGUUUCUUGUGGGAUGAAGGUUUUCAAACACUACUUAUAUCCUCAUGGGAUUUGGACAUUGCGCUGGAUAUCAUGUGCCAUUGGUUCGAUCUGCUAAACAUAGAAGGUUGGAUACCAAGAGAACAGAUCUUAGGCGUAGAGGCGCUGGCUAAAGUACCGGAAGAAUUCGUCGUACAACAUAACACCAACGCAAAUCCACCGACAUUUUUCCUCACACUGGACAAAAUACUUACACAUCAUAAGAAGGAGCUUUCGGUGAAAGGACGUCUCGACGUGUUGGAGCGGCUCUAUCCACGCCUGCAAACUUGGUUCGCCUGGUACAAUACCACGCAGCGUGGCGAUGUGUUGGGCACUUACUAUUGGCGUGGGCGUAAUGCCUCCAGCGAGACUGAAUUGAACCCCAAAACGCUGACAUCGGGUUUAGAUGAUUACCCGCGUGCCUCGCAUCCCACCAAUUAUGAGCGUCAUGUCGAUCUGCGUUGUUGGAUCGCGCUCGCGGCGAGAGUAAUGAGCGACUUAUCCGACAUACUCGGUAAAGACAGCAUUAAAUACUACGAAACUGCCUCCUUCCUCGCCGACAACCAAUUGCUGAAUGAGCAGCACUUGAGUCCCUUCACCGAGACCUAUGCCGAUUGGGGCCUACACACAGAUGGCGUAGUGCUUAAGCGGCCACAAGUGACCAAACAAAAUCUGAAAAAAUACCAACAACAACAAUUGGAAAUGGUACGCGUCACUAUGAAGCAGCCGGAACGUCAAUUUGUCGAUACCACAUAUGGUUAUGUGAAUCUAUUCCCCUUCCUGCUGCAAAUACUCGACCACGAUUCGGUUUAUCUAGGCAAAUUGCUACGCGAUUUACGUGAUCCCAAUAUGUUGUGGACCAAUUAUGGUCUACGUUCACUAUCGAAGAACUCACCAUUGUAUAUGAAACGUAAUACGGAACAUGAUCCGCCAUAUUGGCGUGGUCCCAUCUGGAUAAAUAUCAAUUAUCUAGCAAUAAGAGCAUUGCAUCAUUACGGCACCGUUGAGGGACCGUAUGCCGCAUUGGCGCGUGAAAUCUACAACGAAUUGCGUGAAAAUGUUGUAGGCAAUCUAUUCAAGGAAUACCAAAGAACCGGCUAUCUGUGGGAGCAAUAUGACGACACCACAGGGCAGGGCAAAGGCUGCUAUCCGUUUACGGGUUGGACUUCACUCGUCGUACUUAUCAUGUCGGAGCAAUAUUGAAAUUAAUAUUUAUAACUUAUUUCAUAAAAUAAUACACAAAUUGUACGUCAAAUAUAUGCAUGCGAACGUACAUAUGUAUAUGUAUGUAUUCUGUAAGUUUUUAUUGUUCAUUGUAAAACGAAAUGAAAAGCCAAUUUGUCAGGUCGAUCUCUUGUACUCGUAAGAGAGAAGUAUAAUCUGCCAAUUUCAAUAUGUUUCAAAACGUGUGUUGUGUGCAAACUGCAAACAGAAAUUAGCAAAACUAAGGCCAAAAAAUUGUGUAAUUAUAAUUCGAAAUAAAUCAAUCAAAACUUAGAAAUGCUUGAAA